UUCAUCAAUAAAAUCUUUCAUUUCAUUGGAAUACGACAGAAUUUCCAAUCUUGACAACACAUGUCGACGAUGUCGGCGAAGCAUUGGAAUUUUCCACUCCAAAAUCCUCUGACAGAGUAGUUGUCUACGGGGGAUUGAUCGUCAAUUUUGGAAAAUUUUCAGAUAAAUUCGCAAAGAUUCUCUCCCUUUUGAGAAAGUUCGCGUGCGUGACCAUGAGCGUGGAGGACAGUGAACAAGUGGAGAUGCUGGAUCUGCUGGCGUACAACUGCAAUCACUUGCGGCACGAACUGAAGGGCGCUCAUGGUCCGGACGAGGAAGAGGAGAUUCUCAAGGUCUACCUGCGGAAGGCGGACGAGACGCACCAGCCCAUCGGGGACUUCAAGGAGGACCUGGACUGGUUCAACGUGGAGGACCCGCUGACGCUGAGCGACUCGCUGCAGGGGAAGAUUGUGGUGCUGGACUUCUUCACGUACUGCUGCAUCAAUUGCAUGCACAUUCUGCCGGAUCUGAAGCGGCUGGAGGAGAUGUUCACUGUGCAGGACGGCCUGGUGGUGAUUGGCGUGCACAGCGCCAAGUUUGACAACGAAAAGGACUCGGCCAACAUCCUGUCCGCAGUCCAACGGUACAACAUCACUCAUCCUGUGGUGAAUGACGUCAACUCAAGCAUGUGGAAUGAGCUGAACGUUCAGUGCUGGCCAACUCUGCUGGUUCUAGGUCCUCGGGGAAAUCCGCUGUUUGUACUCAUGGGCGAGGGGCAUUUCGAUCUCCUGGUGAAGUACAUCCGCUCAGCAUUGCAAUUUUACCAGGAGUCCGGAGUGAUCAGGCCCCAAAGCCUGCCCAUCAAGCCCUCAACGGAUCUUCUGAUGAAGACCAACCUCAAGUUCCCGGGGAAGAUUGCCUGCUCCAAGAGCAGCGAGAGCGAGGACAUUGCUGAACUCUACGCCAUAUCAGACUCAGGGAAUCAUCGGAUCAUCGUGAUAAAUCCUCAGGGAGAGGUGCUGCAGAAGAUCGGAGGCAAGGCUCCGGGCUUCGUCGAUGGCUCCUUCAAGGUGUGUCGCUUUGACUCGCCGCAGGGCAUCGUGUUCCUGGACAGUGACACUAUCUUCGUGGCCGACACGGAGAAUCACGCCAUCCGGAAGAUCGAUCUGCGGACGAAGACCGUCCAGACGGUGGUUGGCACCGGGAAGCAGGGCACGGAUCGCGUUGGUGGCAAGAUGGGAACCGAGCAGGAGAUCUCUUCGCCUUGGGACGUGGCUGUCUAUCGCACGAAAGACAUGGACAUGUCGUUCCACAUGGACGAGAACGCAAUUCCCGAGAAGGUGCUGCUCCUCAUCGCCAUGGCGGGCACUCACCAGAUUUGGGCGUACUUCAUCGAUGACCUCAUCUGGUGGAAGUUCCGCAAGUGCUCGGCCGGGACGUGUGCCAUGAUCGCGGGCAACGGGAACGAGGAGAAUCGCAACAACGCUUAUCCCACGAAUGCCUCCUUCGCGCAGCCGUCCGGACUGGCCGUGGCCAGGGACGCCAAGGAGCUGUUCAUCGCCGACAGCGAGAGCUCGUGCGUGCGGAAGCUCUCGCUGAGCGACGGAAAAGUGUCUGGCGUUGUGGGUGGCGAGAGAAAUCCCCAGAAUCUCUUCGCCUUCGGCGACGUGGACGGGAAGAAUGUGCUGGCCAAGCUGCAGCACCCUCUGGGCGUGACUUACAAUCCCAAGGAGCGUCUCUCCUACGUGGCGGACACGUACAAUCACAAGGUGAAGCGAAUCGAUCCGCUGGCGCAGAGCGUCGCGACACUGGACGUGCUGGGACACUCCUUUAACGAGCCAGGAGGACUCUGUGUGAAUCCCUCCGGCAGUCUCCUCUACGUGGCGGACACGAACAAUCACACAAUCGAGAUCAUUCAUCUGGCCACUCUUGAGGUCAAGCCGCUCACCAUUUCCUUCAACGCGGCCGGAAACGACGCAAUGAAGCACCCAGGAACACCUCUGCAGUUCGGGAAGUUGACCCUGAAACCGCUGGGCGGAAAAAUUCGCCUCUCUAUGAACCUCGUCCUCGAGCAGGACUUGGGAUUCACGGAAGAGGCGCCCCAGAAGUGGAACGUCUAUCUCCCCAAUGACUCGUGGUACGUGAACCAGCAGAACGGCUCUCUUCGCAAAGGCCAGACAGUGGACAUCGAUAUUACGGUGCCUCCAGCGAGCUCCAAGCUGCAGCUGGACAACUUCAGCGUCCACUUCAAGCUGGCGUUGUGCGCUCGAAGCCUCUGCUUUCCGCGCUCCUUCUCAGUCGCAUUUCCCGUGAGUUACGAGAGUGGCGGCUUGGAUUGUAUCAUUGAGGACGUUCUCGUGAAGAUCGACGAGACAAUGGUGAAAUUGUAGCAUUGUGUUUAAUCGUUUUAUACCACCCACAAAGAGAAAAACAAUAAAGCCUUAUGUGGAGCCAUUUUA
Phlebotomus argentipes is the source of this 2438-nucleotide messenger RNA. RefSeq names its product NHL repeat-containing protein 2. Lineage: Eukaryota; Metazoa; Arthropoda; Insecta; Diptera; Psychodidae. Bases 213 to 2369 code for a protein of 718 amino acids. The transcript is spliced from 2 exons. Gene Ontology annotation, molecular function: protein binding. The record is from RefSeq and is a predicted model, not a curated record.